Salvia miltiorrhiza (redroot sage) is the source of this 3348-nucleotide messenger RNA. RefSeq lists its product as uncharacterized. Gene Ontology annotation, molecular function: 5'-3' DNA helicase activity. Bases 265 to 3012 code for a protein of 915 amino acids. The record is from RefSeq and is a predicted model, not a curated record. Lineage: Eukaryota; Viridiplantae; Streptophyta; Magnoliopsida; Lamiales; Lamiaceae. The transcript is spliced from 7 exons.
GAGAAUUUUUGAAUAGGAAACGAAAGUUAAAAGAUACUCCAUUUUUUGGACAAUAGUGAAAUAUUUGAAAAUGAAGAAUUAAGCAAGUCUGAGUUUGAACAGCUUCUGGUUCUGAGUUGUGCCAACAAAAAUCUGUACGUUGGUAGCUUCCGCACCUCCAAUUAAUAAUUUGUCGGCAAAAACAAAAUGCGAGUUGUUUUAUUCUCGUCCACAAGAUUUGAGUUUUAAUUGAGUGAUUAGGGCCGAAGUUGGUGGAUAGUUAGCAUGGAGGCGUCGUGCAUUUCCUGCGGCGGCGUCUCGGCCUCCAUAUUGGGUUUACGCCGGCAGUCCAUUUCACUUUGCCAAAUCUCCAAUCGUCGAGUGUGCAGCAGUAGCAGCACUCCCGCUCCAAUCGUCAAGACCCGAAGAAGAAGCCGAAAGAGUGCCCUAGCCAAAGAGACUGCCAAGAACGGAGACCCCCUGGGGCGGAGGGAUUUGGGCAAGGCGGUGGUGAAAUGGAUCUCCCAGGGCAUGAAGGCUAUGGCUCUGGAUUUCGCGACGGCGGAGAUGGAGAUGGAGGAGGAGAGUGAGUUUGCGGAGCUGAUGCAGCGGAUGGGCCCGGGCCUCACCUUUGUUAUUCAGGCUCAGCCUUACCUCAAUGCGGUCCCCAUGCCUGUGGGGAUGGAGGUCAUCUGCCUCAAGGCCUGCACUCAUUAUCCCACCCUCUUCGAUCACUUUCAGAGGGAGCUCAGAGACGUUCUUCAGCAGCUCCAGAGCAAGUCUCUCAUCCCUGACUGGCGUCACACUAAGUCCUGGCUGCUGCUCAAGGACCUCGCCAAUUCUGCUCAGCAUAGAGCCAUAGCCCGGAAGACUUCUAUUCCCAAGUCCGCCCACGGGGUUCUUGGCUUACAGCUCGACAAGAUCAGAGCCAUUCAGGCCAGAAUCGACGACUUCACCCACCACAUGUCCGAACUGCUUCGCAUAGAAAGGGAUGCCGAGUUGGAAUUCACUGAGGAAGAGCUCAAUGCUAUUCCAACCCCCGAUGAGCACUCUGCAAAGCCAAUUGAAUUCUUGGUCAGCCAUUCCCAGACAGAGCAAGAACUAUGUGAUACCAUAUGCAAUCUCAAUGCCGUCAGCACAUAUACUGGAUUAGGAGGGAUGCAUUUGGUUUUGUUUAGAGUUGAUGGAAACCACAGAUUACCGCCCACUAACCUUUCCCCUGGAGACAUGGUUUGCGUGAGGAUAUGUGACAGUAGGGGAGCUGGCGCAACAUCUUGCAUCCAGGGCUUUGUUAAUAAUCUCGGGGAUGAUGGAUGUAGCAUUACCGUUGCUCUUGAAUCCCGUCAUGGGGAUCCUACAUUUUCAAAGCUGUUUGGCAAGAAUAUCCGGAUAGAUCGCAUCCAAGGAUUGGCUGAUGCACUCACAUAUGAGCGUAAUUGUGAAGCUCUAAUGAUGCUUCAUAAGAAAGGCUUACAAAAAAAGAAUUGUUCUCUAGCAGUGGUUUCUACAAUUUUUGGAGACAAAGAAGAUAUUGCAUGGCUCGAGGACAAUGACAUGGUAGAUUGGGGUGAAGCAGAAUUGAAUGGGUUGUUAGAUAAUGAAUGUUUUGACAAAUCCCAGCAAAGAGCAAUUGCGUUAGGUUUAAACAAGAAGCGUCCUGUACUGGUAAUUCAAGGGCCUCCUGGAACUGGAAAGAGUGGGGUGCUCAAGCAACUAAUUUCACUUGUUGUUAAACAGGGUGAAAGGGUACUUGUCACAGCACCUACUAAUGCAGCUGUGGACAAUAUGGUUGAGAAGCUAUCUGAUAUUGGAGCUAACAUUGUUCGAGUUGGUAAUCCAGCAAGAAUAUCGCCUACUGUAGCUUCCAAAUCAUUGGUUGAAAUUGUAAAUAAUAGACUAGCCGAUUUCAGAUCAGAGUUUGAGAGGAAGAAAUCUAAUUUAAGGAAGGACCUUAGUCAUUGCUUAAAAGAUGAUUCCUUGGCUGCCGGCAUACGUCAGCUUCUCAAACAGUUAGGAAAGGCAAUGAAGAAGAAGGAGAGGGAAACAGUACGAGAAAUUCUUUCAAGCGCUCAAGUUGUGCUUUCCACAAAUAUUGGAGCAGCUGACCCCAUGAUUAGAUGGCUCGACUCAUUUGACUUGGUAGUCAUAGAUGAAGCGGGUCAAGCUAUCGAACCUUCUUGCUGGAUACCAAUACUUCUUGGAAAGCGCUGUAUACUUGCGGGUGACCAGUGCCAACUUGCUCCAGUGAUCUUAUCUAGAAAAGCCUUGGAAGGUGGUCUAGGAGUAUCUUUCUUGGAAAGAGCAUCAACUUUGCAUGAAGGGGUUCUUGCAACGAAAUUGACAAUGCAAUAUAGGAUGAACAAUGCAAUAGCGAGUUGGGCUUCGAAAGAGAUGUAUAAUGGAUUACUCAAGUCCUCUUCCACUGUUACUUCUCAUCUUCUUUCUGAUUCUCCAUUUGUCAAGCAAACGUGGAUAACACAAUGCCCUUUGUUACUGCUCGAUACGAGAAUGCAAUAUGGAAGUCUUUCUGUUGGCUGUGAAGAACAACUAGACCCUGCUGGUACAGGUUCCUUCUACAAUGAUGGUGAAGCGGAUAUUGUUGUACAACAUGUGUUUUCCUUGAUUUAUGCUGGUGUUAGCCCAAAGAGCAUAGUAAUACAGUCUCCUUAUGUUGCUCAAGUCCAACUACUAAGAGACAGGCUGGAAGAUAUUCCCCUUGCUGCAGGUGUUGAGGUUGCAACAGUUGAUAGUUUUCAAGGCCGUGAGGCGGAUGCUGUGAUUAUAUCAAUGGUUCGCUCAAACAACCUCGGAGCUGUUGGAUUUUUAGGAGAUAGCAGACGGAUGAAUGUAGCGAUAACCAGAGCACGUAAACACGUGGCAAUUGUUUGUGACAGCUCCACAAUAUGCCAUAACACGUUCUUGGCAAGGUUGUUGCGGCAUAUUAGAUAUUUUGGGCGGGUGAAGCAUGUGGCGCCAGGUGAGUCUGGAGGAUCUGGCCUAAGUAUGAACCCUAUGCUGCCUUCAGUUAGUUGAUAAAUCCUUCCUGUGAAUAUUCACAUAGCUAGUCCACUUGGGUGGCGCUGCACAUCUGUAUAUAAAGGUAUUCCAGCAGGUCCCCAAAGCAAUCCCCGUAUAUGCUUAUUCAUUGCUGCUGCAUCACUGCAUUUGCAGUGUUUCAGUAGAGGACUGCAUGUUGGGCAGCCCAUGUAAAAUUCAUUUCUGUUUGGAUAUAGGUAAAUGCAGCAUCAUGUUCUCUAGUCAAUAUAUUGCAAUUUUCUGCAGCUGACUUUGUGUGAUUUUUUAACAUUGUGAUUUGCACCCAUGAGUUGGUGGGUGUUAGUUAAAAAGUUGAAAAGGUUGUUGGGGGCA